Messenger RNA from Oenanthe melanoleuca, 7287 nucleotides. It is a transcript of the gene NEK7, whose product is annotated as NIMA related kinase 7. Gene Ontology annotation, molecular function: protein kinase activity; ATP binding. The transcript is spliced from 10 exons. Gene Ontology annotation, biological process: protein phosphorylation. The record is from RefSeq and is a predicted model, not a curated record. Bases 308 to 1216 code for a protein of 302 amino acids. Lineage: Eukaryota; Metazoa; Chordata; Aves; Passeriformes; Muscicapidae.
GGACGGGCGCGGGCUGCGCCGCGUCAGGGACACCGGCACCUGCCCGCGGCCGGAGGGGCGCCGCGCCCCGUCUGCCGGCAGGGCGAGCGGUGCCCUGAGGGCUGAGGCGGCGUUUCGCCCGGCGGCAGCUGCCGCGCCACCUCCGCCAGAGGAGCGGGCGGCCGGGGACCCUGCCCGGCGGCCUCGCCACCUCCGGCCCCAGCCUGCCUGCGGCCCGGCCGCCCCCCCUUGCCUCUGCUGCGCCGGGCUCCUUGCGUUCCUGCCGAGCUGCUUUCCCUGGACAUAAGGGACAUUGUUGCGUGAUAGAAUGGAUGAACAAUCACAAGGGAUGCAGGGGCCUACUGCUCCACCAUUUCAGCCACAGAAAGCCUUACGACCUGACAUGGGCUACAAUACACUUGCCAAUUUCCGAAUAGAGAAGAAGAUUGGCCGUGGGCAGUUCAGUGAAGUUUACAGAGCCACCUGCCUGCUGGAUGGGGUACCAGUGGCUCUGAAGAAGGUUCAGAUAUUUGAUUUGAUGGAUGCCAAAGCCCGUGCUGACUGCAUCAAAGAAAUAGAUCUUCUUAAGCAACUGAAUCAUCCAAAUGUAAUCAAAUACUAUGCCUCAUUCAUUGAAGACAAUGAACUGAACAUAGUGUUGGAAUUAGCAGAUGCUGGAGAUCUCUCUAGAAUGAUAAAGCAUUUUAAGAAACAGAAGAGGUUGAUUCCCGAAAGAACAGUUUGGAAGUACUUUGUUCAGCUUUGCAGUGCCUUGGAACAUAUGCAUUCUCGUCGUGUUAUGCAUAGAGAUAUAAAGCCAGCAAAUGUGUUCAUUACAGCUACAGGAGUAGUAAAGCUUGGAGAUCUUGGACUUGGUCGAUUUUUCAGCUCCAAAACCACAGCUGCACAUUCUUUAGUUGGUACACCUUAUUAUAUGUCUCCAGAGAGAAUACAUGAAAAUGGUUACAACUUCAAGUCUGACAUCUGGUCUCUAGGCUGUCUGCUGUAUGAGAUGGCUGCACUGCAGAGUCCCUUUUAUGGUGAUAAAAUGAACUUGUACUCUCUAUGCAAGAAGAUAGAACAGUGUGACUACCCACCUCUCCCUUCAGAUCACUAUUCAGAGGAACUGCGACAAUUAGUUAAUAUGUGCAUCAACCCGGAUCCCGAGAAGCGCCCCGACAUCACCUACGUGUACGAUGUAGCGAAACGCAUGCACGCACACACCGCCAGCAGCUGAGCAGCAGCAGGGCCGCGAGGAGCAGCAGCCACGGGCUCUGAGUGAACCAGCCCACCCCUCUGCGUGUUACACUCAUGUAAUUAUCUGAAGCUUGCUGUUGUGCUUUGAAUUGUAAACCAAUUUAUAUACAAGCUUUGUUGUUUUCUGUUUAUUUCUGGGUUUUGUAUUUUUUACUAACUCGCAGCUGUACAACAGGUUUAAAUUUGUAAAGCGCAAUUUUAAAGAUGCCGUGAACCACUGUUUCCAUGUUAGUGGGUUCAAGUAUACUUUCUGUAAUAACAAAAUUGUAUUCAGUUGGGCCUCAGUUCUAAAACACAGUUGCACUUUUGCACAUGAUACAGAUAUUAGGCUUAUUGUCAAGAAGCAAAAUGUCUGAAUCUUUCACCUUUUUAUUAACUUAUGGAAAGUAUGAAUUAGCACAGUUAACUUUAUUUUAAUCCUUGUUCUGAAAGGAACAUAAUUAUUACAGGAGUUUAUUAUAUUUUAUAUUGAGUUGUAGUUUGCAGCUCUUGCUGUGAGAGUAGACAAGGAAUAGAAUUAGUAGUUCUCUGCUUGCCAAAUGCAAUGGAAAAAAAAUUUCAGGAAAAAUUGUCAUGCUGAAAUUUUUGUAACAUCCCCUUUUGUUUUGUUAGUCUCUCAUAAUACACAAAACAUUUGUCGGAGGUUUUCUGGGAAAAUUUAAGGUGUUGAUUCAGCAAUCGGGUCGUUUUCAAUAGACUUGUGCAGCACUACCCUGGGGCAAUGGGAGUCUGCAUAGUUCAGUCUUAAAAACAUGCAGAUGCUUCUUGUAGCCAAUAGGGUUCUUUUGUGGCUGUCCUUAGAGCAGGUCUGAUUAAAAGAUGUGAUCUUUAAGUUACAACUUCCCAACUGCUUGUGUAUAUGUCAUUGUUUGUAGAUUUUUGUGUUUAAAAUAAUUUGAAUGACCUUACAGUAUAUUUAAGUUUUAAUUUUUUUUCUAAAUACUGAAAUCUUUUAGCAAAGAUAUAGUAGUCUAGGAUAACACAAAAUGUAUUCUACAUAAAUAUAUGAACUUUGUAUACUGUAUCUUGAGACAUAGUUUUAUAUUUAGCAGAAGUAAAUUAUAGCUUUUAAGUUUAAGAAAGUUGAUAUGCCUUAAUUUGGGAAAUAAUUAUAUAUGUAAACUGUCUUAUACUUUAUUAGCUUAAAAGGAAGUGCUCAAUAUUUUUGUUAGACCUUAGUGCCUUUUGGGGUAUGCUUAUAUAAUAUUUUCGUUGUUAAGGAAGGAAUGUGUCUUGUUUUUAAAUGUGGUAAAAAUGGAGAGUGGAUUGAAAUUCCUUGAGUUUCAAGACUACUUUUUUAACGGAACUGUCAAAAGAUAAUUAUUAUCAGUGAUAGCAGUAACAGCUCCUUAGCUGUCAGUUAAAUCUUUUUCUUUAUGAGGGUAAAAAGUUAGUUCAAAUAAAAGCAGCAGUCUGUACAUACACAUAUAGGUUCUAGAUGCCGUCACAUCCCUGCAUACUCAGAUUCUUUUUCACUUGUUUGUUUCUCUGUGCAGCUGUAAAUUUUAUUUGAUAUAAUGCUCAAAGAAUAAAAAGCCAUUUGUGGAGUUUGUGUUCAAGGGAGGGUCAGGGUUGUUUUUGGUUUUGUAUUUUUUAAAACUACAAAUAACAUAAAAAUUAUGUUUGGAAAAAAAAUGGAGUUUUCAGAUGGUAUGUGCCAGAUCAUCAGCUUAUCUUAAUACAGACUUUUUAAAUUUUUUUGCUUCCAGAUAUUGUAGGACAAAUUGUUUUAUUGUUUUAUUUUAAACCUAGUUUUAUUUCUCACUUCUGUGUGCACUCAACCUUAUAGAAGUUUAGUGGAACAGUUUGUUGGAAAGAAGUGUUUGAGAAACUUUUUUUGUGUUUAGCAACCUCUAGAUUUAUUUUCAUUUAUUAAAUGGUUAUAUAAUUUAAAACAUGAUGGUUAUAGUCUGUAACAGUGUUUCACAUGUCAUAGAAUGAAAUGCUUUGUAUUGAAAAAGGCAGCACAAUAUUUGCUUGACUACCAGAAUUUGUUCUUAAUAUGCACGAGUACUCAAAUUUUUGUUUUCUGAAAUGUACUAAAACAUUUAAAAAUCACCAAAAAAAAAAACCCAAAUGCAAUGCAGGUUAUUUGUGUCUUAUAUUAUGCCUAAAGUAUUGAACUUUUCCUGCCAGAAAUUGCUGAUAGAUAUCCCUUCCCUGGAAGGGUAUGUUGAGUACAAGAAUAAUGAACUAAGAGUUAGCCAAUGUGUGUACUUAAGCACUUAAAUUUUUCAGCAAUGUGAGUUUUCUAGGAUUUAUGAUUAAAUAUUGUGCUGAGGAAAAGAAAUAAUUGUUCCUGACUUCAAAUCUGUGAAAUGAAUGGUGCAGUUGACUCUGGUACCAAACUCUGUAAUUAAAAAGCCAAUGUGGGUUAAUAGAACUGCUUCUGUAAGUGGGGAUUGUAGCAUCUCUCCCUAAAGUAAAGUAAUUUAUGAAAAUGGUAAGUCUUGUUAUAACACUCAAGUGUGUGCUCUGUGCUUAUAAAAUAUUUUCUUUUGUAAACCACCAUCCUAUUUUUCAUAUGUUGAUGAUAACAUUUGGCACUAUUUAUUUUAAGCUAUGGCAUUAUGUGUUUAUUUUCUUUAAAGAAAACAUGUUACAUUUCUACCCAAAAUGUCUGACCAGCUCCUCCUUUUAUUUCAGUAAUGCUUUAGUAUUAACUUGUGUCAGGAGUGAACUUUGUGCUUUGAAUGACAUUGCAUAAAAUCCCUUUGUCUCGAAAGCUCCCCUGCUGUGCAGUAGUCCAAUAGUCCAAUAAAACCUACAGAUAUUAAAUGUAAUGUAAAAAUUAUAGUGUUUUUAUGAUAUUUUUUCAAACUUUUCUUUUUUUAUAUAUAUAUAUAUAUAUAUAUAUAUAUAUAUAUAUAUAUUACAGUAGAUGGUACCUAUCUUGUGGACAACUUAUUGCUUCCAGUAGUUGAUUCUAGGUGAGAUUUCUUGACUGUAACAAAAGACAAUACACUAAAGAAAAAUAAUCUUUGUAUUAUUUCUUAAAAGGCUAUUUAAAAAUACUGUAUCCAAUAUAUUGUGUGUUUUAAACUAAAAUUUUCGACUAAAUUAAAACUAUUUUCAAGUCAUAUUAAAAUACUUGAUAAAGCAUAAAAAUAACAAAGAACUCCCACUAUGGCCCCAGUCCUGUGAGCUCUUGUUUAUAUUUCAGCUGGUUUUUAUGUAAUUCCAGUAAUUUUGAGUCAACCACAUCUACAGAAACAAACAGUAAUCAGUAGGGUAGAUAGAAAUGAUGUGCUCAGCUCACUUUUUAUACUCUGUGUGUCACUGGUUUGGUAGCAGGGAAUAAUUUGGGUUUUUUCCCUUCUUUUGUUGCACUCCUAAUGAUCCACCUUCCAAUUGUAUGAGCAGGCAAUAGAAGUGUGUUGUCUUUGUAAUGAGCAGAAACUUUAAAAGCAUGCCAGUAUAGCAGAAGAUGAAAUGCAGUAUUAGAAGUGUCUGAGAAGGCUGGUGUUUUAUUCAUGCUCGUGAUGAGAAAAGCCAUAGAAUGGAAUUCUUGACAGAGGCUUGGGAAUGGAGAACUUUCAUGCCAGUGGUUCUCAGAUACCUCUGAAUGGGACCCAAAAUCGCAGUGAUGUUUGUUUGCAGCAAUCUGUCUGCUUAAUCUCUUACCUUUGCUGUUACACAGUGCAGUGGCAAUUUUAGCAGCUGAGUUGGAGUGCUGAUGAAUGCUGCAUUGGCUGUGAGAGAUGGUAGGAACAGGAGGAUGUGAGUGUCAACGCAGGUCUUGUUUUGUGAAGAUAUAGAGGUGCUGGAUGGCAGAGGUCAAAUUAUGUUUUUCCAUAAUUUUUAAUAGUCUUUAUCUACUUCAAUAAUCAAAACUUUCCCAACCCUGCCAUAUCCCCACAUUGUCUAGCCAGUGGCAGUGUUGAUCUUUUGAAUUUCUGAUCUCUGGGUGAGGAAAUCUUUCUGGUCAGGAGGGAAGUAGAGGUGCUCACCCUGCCUGGUGGGGUGCUGCUUAUGUUUCUGAACAUGACUCAAAUACAAAUGUUUAGAGUUGUUUUUUAAACUUUAUUCCCUUCUCUGACCCUUUGUUCCCUUCGCUGAUGUUUUUUUUAAAAAGUAUUUUCCAUUCAUAUUCACCAGUAAAGUUUUAUCACUCCUGGCUUCUGUAUCAUCAGUCCUGUUGUCAGCUCUAGUUUCUUCCUGGUUUGAAGUCCUCUAUAUCUAGUUUUCCUAGUGGUUAUUAGUUUGCAUCUUUCUUUGUGAUCUUGCUAAACUCAACCUCUUUCAGUCUUCAAAUUUCAUCCCUCCUCAUGGGCAGGUCAGUUCCUUUCUCCUGAUCAGUACUUUAAUCCUUUGUUCUUCAUUCUGUUUUUCCAGCCCAAUGCCUGUGAUUUCUAGUUUUAGAUAGAUUUUCUCACUGCCUCAAUGAUUCCCAUGACCUUAUCUUUACUAAAUGCUCACUUUAUUAUCUCCAAUUUCUAAAUUCCCUUUCUCUGAUCACUACCUGCUCUCUUUCAGCUUAUCUGUCUUUCUCUCUCCUCUACCCUGUCACUCACUCCUUUUGGGAUCUCCAGUCUAUUAACCUUUUUGACUCCUUCGUCUUCGCUGCUGCCUUCUUCCUUCAUUGGCCUCACUUCUUUUGACUCACUGGUCUUUAUUUUUAUCUCUGUCUGCUUCUCUGUACAUGGUUUCUUUGGCUGCUUCUCACAGUGCCCUGUCUUCAUUCCUCCCUCCAGACAUACUCUUGUAAUUUCUUAAUUUCCAUUCCAGCCUUUCUGAAUAUCUGAAGAGUGUGUCAGCACAACACAGCUUUGGACUCAGCUUUGCCUUACCUGCUUCAAUGCUCUUCCCAAAUGGACUUUUAACCACUUUUAUCUUACCUUUUUUUUUCUUUUCUUGUUGAGCUUGCUUGCAGAUCUGCUGUUCAUUUUCAUUCUUCAUUCAUUCUUGAUACAAGAUCCUUUUCAAAGUUGUUUUUAUUCUUAGAAUCUGUUUCUGAAUUGAACUUCUCUGCCUCUUAACUGUGCAAGUUUGCCAUUUUUAUUUCUGUACCUUUUAUGCCUCUCAUUCCUUUCACUGAAUUACUUCUUCCUUAAGUAGCAACCAAGUUUCUCAUUCAUCUGUUUUGAAGAGGAUGGCACCCAUCAUCAUCAUCACUGUUUCUGGUUUCUAAUACUUUGUCCUUUUUUCUCCCUCUCAUCUAAUUUCAUGGACCUAAAAACCCUUUCUCCAGUUUGUUCGUGUAUUUUUAUGUUCUACUUUAUUUGAAUGCCCCCAAAAUCCAGUACUUUUCUCCCCUAGUAUGGUUCUCCCAUGGUUCUAUCUUCAGACUAUUCCUUUAGUGUCCAGCGAGCCUCAGACAUGUUCAGAUUCAAAGAUCUGAUUUUUAUUUCUGACUCCCUCUAGACUAUUUUCUAACAUCCCUGACAAUUUUACUUGCCUGUUUUCCAAGGCCACAACCUUUCUAUCUGUGACACUUGUCCCAUGCCUGCGUAUCAAAUGUCUCAGAGUUAGAUAUAUCAAGAGUCCAGCCCUCUUCACUAUCUGUUCUUUCUCAUCUUUUAUCUUCACUGAUUUAACCUCUGUGUCAAUUUGGCUUCUUUUCUCCCUUCAAAGUAUCAAAACUGACAGGACUAGUCAUUGGACUUUCACUGUUUUGUGUGCUGAAGAAGGAACUCCACCAAAUUACUACUUGUUUUGUGUUUUAAAGAGACCUGAAUCCCACAAAUCUGAUCUUAUUUCAGUACUGUGGAGUUGGAAUAGAUUGUUUCUGCAAGUACAUCGAAAGUCCUUGAAUUUGGGCCUUUAGUUUUGUCAUUUCAGAUAAAGAUUUUUCCCAUAAUUGCUUUGUAUUAACUGUGUGUAACUUUGUCUUGUCUUGUUCUUGCAGAUACAGCUAACAGUUGUUUUCUUGCUGUAAUAACUUGAUUUCGGUUCUUUUAAGUAUUGCUUGAAAUAAGAAUGUGCCUAAGAGCUUUCCUGGCUGGGCACAGAGUUGGGCACAGUGCUCCUUUCUGUUCCUGUGCCACCCAGACCCUCCAGGUGCAGGACUGAGCUCAGUGCUCUACUGCUUCUCUAUCCAUGCUGCCCUAA